Messenger RNA from Apiotrichum porosum, 471 nucleotides. RefSeq lists its product as uncharacterized. The transcript has 2 exons. The record is from RefSeq and is a predicted model, not a curated record. NCBI's taxonomy places the organism in Eukaryota, Fungi, Basidiomycota, Tremellomycetes, Trichosporonales, Trichosporonaceae. The coding region runs from base 1 to 471 and encodes 156 amino acids.
AUGUCAUACCCAGAACCAGUCUCCUAUUCAUCCCUCAAGGACCUCAAGAAGGGCAAGGGCCACGGCGGCGGCGGCGUGCCUCCACCACCCCCCUCGUCCUAUGCCCAGUUUUACGACGUCGAGCCAGCCCAGACAUCCUCUUGGCGCCAGCAGAACCCCGCUCCUUCUCGUCCAGUCGCGGUCAACCCCACCAAAUACGUGGAUCCCUCGAAGCGCAAGGAAGGACAGGACGCGCCAACUUACCACCGCAAAGUAGCCGAGGGGGACGGCAAGGACCAGCAGCCGGCCCAGGGUGGGGUGUGGAACAACGUGACCAACACUGCUAGCCAAGGCUGGGACAAUGUCAACGAUGCGAACCGCCGUGACCAGGUGCUUGGCGGUAUCGGGCACGGCGCAGCCAAGGUCGCUGGCGGCGCCAUCAAGAUGGUCGGCAAGGGUAUCUGGGCUGUCGGCAAGGCCGCCACCCGCUAG